This is a messenger RNA of Halichondria panicea, 1898 nucleotides long. RefSeq names its product terminal nucleotidyltransferase 5C-like. Gene Ontology annotation, biological process: mRNA stabilization. Lineage: Eukaryota; Metazoa; Porifera; Demospongiae; Suberitida; Halichondriidae. Bases 157 to 1425 code for a protein of 422 amino acids. The record is from RefSeq and is a predicted model, not a curated record. Gene Ontology annotation, molecular function: RNA binding; poly(A) RNA polymerase activity. The transcript is spliced from 2 exons.
UACAAAAUCUGCACAUCUCAAUCUCAAGACUGACUAGACUCGACUGACUCUCUGUCUGCUGAACAUUAAUCUACCAUUGCGAAGUAAAUUCUACUCAAGUCUCCUACUUGCCCAAUCUAAAACUCUUAAAAACUACAAAAGGUAUCACUCUGUAAAAUGGCUGCACCUGUCGAUACAUGUGUUGGACAUUCACUCAAUUAUAAUCAAGUGGAGAAACUGAACAAUAUUUUAUCUACACCUGUCGAGAUACAACCUCCCAACAACUUCCCCGCUCUGAGCAUAUCACCGGCUAGUUUGGUCAAGGUUGUGAGACAGCGCUUACUCAAAAAAAACAUUAAACUGAGAGACAUUCGACUAAAUGGCAGUGCUGCAAGUUUUUGCCUUAGUGAAGAUAGAGAAGACAUCCCUAAGAUUCAAUACAAUGACAUAGACCUGAUUUUCGGCGUCUCAAUAGACUGUGAAGAUGACUUUCAUGUUAUCAAAGAAGAAGUUUUGACAUCACUCCUGGAAUUUUUUCCGGAUAAAGUUACAAAAACAAACAUCAGCUGUCCACUGCUUGAAGAAACGUAUGUGAGAACUAUGGUGCUAGUAUCAAACAGCCAGAACCAAUGGUCGCUCAUUUCCCUCGGAGAUCAAUCGAAUAACAUCAGCAUCGAGCUCAAGUUUGUCCACAACAUCAAGAGAAGAUUCGAGUUUACCGUCGACUCAUUUCAGAUCAUCCUCGAUUCGUAUUUCAACUUUGACCAAUACACAGACCAAAGCCCGGUGGCCAUCUCCCAAUCAUUUUUCCCUUCAGUACAAGCAGUUUCUGUUUACCCCGAUUUCGAAGAGGCAAUGGAUCACUUGAACAAUCGACUUAUUCACACGGCUGCUCCAGAAGAGAUAAGAGGUGGUGGGCUUCUCAAGUACUGUAGCCUGCACGUCAACGGAUUUCAACCGGCCAACCGAGACACAAUGAAUCGUUUGGAACCGUACAUGUGCAGUCGAUUCUUUAUCGAUUUCCCGACCACAGCCAUUCAGUAUGAUAAGCUCUGGAAGUAUGUGCUCUUAAGAUUCCUGCAGAAAGGAGAGUUUAGGAGAUGUAUAGAGUUCCUCGACAUGCUCUAUAAUGUUGUGUCUUGUCAAGCCAAGUGCCUUAUGGGGAGCGAGCGUCAGAAAACCAUCUCCGUCAUCAUGUAUAUCCGAAGUAUGGUGUUUGUACCGAACAUUCCGUUCCUACCCCCUCAUGUACAUCCCGGCAUGAUCAGCCACUCCAACAAUUCCCGUGCAUCCUUCAACUCGAUGCCGCACAGACAGUCCAACUCUCCAAGAACUUCACCUCCCCCGACUACUGCUGGCUACUACCCUGUCCAGGCAAGUCAAGGCUACAGGAAAGCUGUCGGUGGACACUGGGAAAUCUCUCAACCUCUUACACAAGUGAGAUAAGUGUGUGUUGGUUGUACGAGGCGAAUAAUUACUCUCUGUUGAUUGGUUUUUCUGAGCACGUUAAUUUCAUGGCAACAAUUCCAAAACUGCAAAAAAUUGUCAUUCAGUUCAUUAAAUUAUCACUUCAUCUCUAAUGCACUUAUUUUUUUGUUUGUCUGAUUUCAUUUGCAAGGUGAUUUUUACUUUUUAAUUGUAUGAGGCCUCCACUAGACUAUGUGUGUGUAUAUCUCAAGCACACAAAAAGUCAUCUAUUUAAUUAUCUACAUGCGUGUACAUGUACUACUGAGUCUUUACACAGUGGAGAUUUUAUUGCAGUCCCAAGUUUUAUAAUUUACACUGAAAUUGUAACUCACCUCUCACCUCACAGUGUCCACAAGUCCAUGCUUGUAUUGUACAUGUCUAUUAUCUGAUAACAAUCUAUUACCUGUCAUGCAAUUUGAAAAUUUGAAAAUUAAAAAUUUGUUUGAUGUUAA